AUGCUUUCUUCAUUAAGGCCGAUUACAAUCGGACUAGUUUUAACUUUACUAGCUAUUGUUCAUAUUCAAGCUCGAACAGCUAAAAAUGAUAAUGAUACAUCCGAUAAACGAUUGAAACGACAAUACAAUCAAUAUCCUCAACCACCGGCGGAUCAAUCUUCACAGAAUGAGUUCGGUGAAACUUACAUUCAAGGUUCUGAAUGUAAAGGUUGUGGACCACGACGAGAUUGCCAAUGUCCUGGCAAAGGUGCAAUGGGUAUCACUGGUCCACAAGGUUUUCCUGGUAUUCCUGGCGAUCGUGGUCUGAAAGGUCCAAUCGGACGAGCAGGUAACAUUGGCCUUCCUGGUGAAAAAGGAGACCGUGGUCAAUAUGGUAACAAAGGAGAACGUGGUGAAGAUGGUUUAUUGCCUAUUGAUGGUCAAAAUGGUUUUCCUGGUCAGGCAGGUGCUGUCGGUCCGCGCGGUAUUCCUGGUGUGCCCGGCUGUAACGGUAGCAAGGGUGAAUCCGGUGAGAAUGGUCGCAUUGGAUUAGAUGGUAUUCCUGGCUCUCGCGGUUUACCUGGUCGAGAUGGUGAUCGAGGUGAACCAGGUGAUUCAGGCGGUUUCAAUGGCAUUGUACCUGGCCCACGUGGUGAUCUCGGUAUACCCGGCCGUCCUGGCGUUGCCGGUUGGCCUGGUCCUCCAGGUAUUCCAGGAGCCCCAGGUGCUCCCGGCUUAUCAGGUCUAGAUGGUGCACCUGGUCUUCGAGGUGAUCCAGGUUACCAAGGCUUACCUGGUCAACAAAGCUAUGGACUUAAAGGUGCCCGCGGUGAACCAGGCGAUGCCGCUCCAUCAUCAGGCUCGAUUUCUUAUGGUCGUCUACGAGGUCUAACAAACGUACAAGGACCCCCGGGUCAACGCGGCCCGGAUGGCGACCGCGGUUAUAGAGGAGAUCGCGGCCAAUCUGGUUAUUUGGGUAUUGACGGUUUACAAGGACCCAAAGGAGAAAAAGGUGAAGGCGGCUCACAAGGUUCCAUGGGUAAAAUGGGUAAAGAAGGUUCGGCUGGUCCGUAUGGUGUAAAAGGAGAAGCAGGUACACCGGGUCUACCUGGCAAUGAUGGUCUUCCUGGAGAACCUGGCCGAAAUGGAUAUCCUGGUCCAAAAGGACAACGCGGUGAAAAUGGUCCCAACGGUCCAAAUACUUAUGGCGGCAGACGUGGUCGACCACUACCAGGUCCACCUGGUUUUCCAGGCAUGACGGGUGAUGCUGGUCCAAAUGGUUUCCCCGGAGCAUCUGGUUUUCCUGGCCGAGAAGGUAUCAAAGGUGAACGUGGUGAUUAUGGUAGUCCUGGUGCGCCCGGUCCGAUGGGAGAAACAGCUGAUGCUGAAAAGGGUGAUCGUGGUACUGAUGGUCUUCCUGGCCCACCUGGCCUACCUGGUCCUGCUGGCUUUCCGGGCGAUAAAGGAGCACUUGGUGAAAAGGGUUUCGCUGGUGACGAAUCAUACGGAUCACGCGGUAGCAACGGUCAAAUCGGUCGACCCGGAUUUCCUGGCUUACCCGGUCCACCUGGUGACAUUGGUGAACCAGGUCCACCAGGUAUACCAGCCGAACCAGGCUUCCAAGGUUUUCGAGGAUAUGGUCCCUCUGGUCCACAAGGAUACCCCGGCCGUCCUGGUCUACCCGGCCCGCCCGGCUUUCCUGGUGUUCGUGGUAUUAAGGGUGACUCGGGUGAACCUGGUGGCUGCGGAUUUUGUCCACCUUCUGUCAGUGGCCUCCAAGGUGAUCGCGGUGCUCAAGGUUAUCGUGGACGACCAGGUUUGAAUGGUGCACCUGGUUUUCGAGGUGAAAAAGGUGAAGCAGGAUUGCCUGGAACUCCUGGAACAGAUGGUUUACCUGGCCCAGAUGGUAUUCCCGGUCGUGAUGGAUAUCCAGGUAUCCCGGGACGUAAAGGUGAAGCUGGUGAAAUGAUUGGCGCCGAUGGUAUCAAAGGUCGUCGCGGAGCACAAGGUGAACCAGGUGUUAAAGGUUACCGUGGCGAUGUCGGUGAAACUGGUAGAAAUGGUCGAGAUGGUUAUGAUGGCCCUCCAGGUGCACCAGGCCCACGAGGUCCUUCAGGUGAAAUAGGUCGCCCAGGAGCACCAGGUCUUCUUGGACCGAAAGGUCCACUUGGCCCACCUGGACCUCCCGGUCAAGUUUUCGCACGUGGUCCACGCGGUCCUGAGGGUGAACCAGGUCCACAAGGUAAAACUGGUCGACCUGGUCUUCCUGGAUUACCGGGUGAUGAUGCUCCAUGGAGUUACCUUGCUCCAGGUGCACCAGGCUUGAAAGGUCUUCCUGGAGAUGUUGGUUUUGACGGACUUCCUGGUGCUCCUGGAUUACCGGGACCAAACGGUCUUCCUGGUGCCAAUGGUCUUCCUGGUGCUCGAGGAGAAAAUGGUCGCCCUGGAAUCCCUGGCCUAGCAGGCGAAAAUGGCAUCAAGGGAUACCCCGGUAUGGACGGACGACCUGGUAUGGAAGGACGACCUGGUCUUCCAGGAUUGAGCGGACAACCCGGUCUUCCUGGUAUUCCUGGAGCUAAAGGUCAACCAGGUGAAAUGGCUGUUGCUACACGCGCUGGUCCACCGGGCAACCCAGGUCCAAAGGGUGUCGUUGGUGAACGCGGUUCACCUGGCUUCGUAGGUUCACGUGGUAUUCCUGGUGGUCGUGGCUUACCUGGUAGUCCUGGUGUCAAUGGCCUUCCGGGAUCCCCUGGCAUGCAAGGUCCUAGGGGAGAACGCGGUGGUGCUGGCCCAGGCUUCUUAGGUGAAACUGGUGUUCCUGGUACGCGAGGUCGACCUGGAGCUCCUGGCCGAGCUGGAAGUCCAGGUACCUCUGGUGCACCAGGUCUUCGAGGAUUACCUGGUGAUGCCGGCCGUCCUGGUCAAAAUGGAUUACCUGGUUUUUCAGGCAAACCAGGCGACCGUGGUGACAGUGGAAGCCCUGGAUAUCCAGGUUUAAUGGGAAUGAAAGGUCGCCCUGGUCUACCUGGUGACUCUGGAUUACCUGGCGCUUCCGGUCCAAAUGGUUUGCCAGGUGUACCAGGAUUAAAAGGUCCUCAAGGUGAUGUCGGAGAACCGGGUAUUGGUGGUGGAGUGAGCCCAUCAGGUCAAAAAGGAGAAAUGGGUGAAGUUGGUUUACCAGGUUUGCCAGGUGCAAAAGGUAUUCCUGGUGAUCUUGGAUCAUCGGGUGAUAUUGGACCACGAGGUGAAGCUGGUUUCCCCGGUCUUCCUGGCGCUCCUGGUCUCCCCGGCCGAGAUGGUCGUCCUGGCUUCCCUGGUCUGAAAGGUGAAAAUGGCGAUUGGUUCAAAGGCAUAUCUGGCCCACGUGGUGAACCAGGUUUACCUGGUCUUCCCGGUCUUCCCGGUGUCCCAGGUCUCCGAGGAGUUCCUGGUUUACCCGGCCCAAGCGGUGGACGUGGAGUACCUGGUAUUAUUGGAUUUCCUGGUCUACCCGGCCUAAGUGGAGCACCCGGUUUACCUGGAAUGAAAGGACAAUCUGGUCAAAGUGGUCUUCCUGGAGUUCCCGGACAACUUGGUGAUCGAGGCCUCCCCGGUCGCGCUGGCUUACCUGGCCUUCCUGGAACGAAAGGUCCCAUGGGUGAACGUGGUCGAGAUGGUGUAGCUACUGAAACAGGACCAAAAGGAGAACAAGGUGAUGCUGGUGCGCCAGGAAUGCCAGGACUUCCAGGACAAAUGGGUGACGCCGGUCUUCGAGGUAUUCCAGGUCCUAAUGGCCCGCCCGGGUUACCAGGUCGUAAUGGAUACCCUGGCUUACGUGGAGAAAAAGGUUUACCCGGUAUUCCAGGCAAAACAGGACGACAAGGCUUUCCUGGUCUACAAGGAUCUAAAGGAAAUGCUGGCAUGCCAGGACGUUCAGGUCCUAAAGGUCAACCGGGUGAAGGCGGUGGCAUUGUCAAUGGUAUUCGAGGUGACGCUGGUCGCGAUGGUAUCCCGGGCCGACAAGGUGCUCGAGGUGCGCCCGGUGACGCAGGUCAGCCAGGUUUACCAGGCCGUGAUGGUCGUGGAGCGAGUGGUGGACGAGGUGAACAAGGUGACCGUGGCCAAAGCGGUUUACCAGGUCGACCAGGCGCACCCGGACUUCCAGGCAGAGAUGGACGAUCUAGUAUAUCUGGCCCGCCAGGUGCACCGGGUCUCGCGGGAAUCAAUGGUGCCCCUGGUGCCCCAGGACUUCCAGGUCCAAAAGGAUUACCGGGUCAACCAGGCCCAUCAGGCAAUCCAGGUGCUCCAGGCAGACGAGGUGAACCGGGUACACCAGGAUUUCCUGGCUCCAUGGGUCGCAAAGGUGAAAAUGGUGAUGGUGGUCUUCCAGGCGCUCCAGGUCUUCCAGGUUUACCAGGUCCUAAAGGAGAAUCCGUUUAUGUCGAACCGCUACCAAUAAGAGGUCUUAAAGGUGUGCAUGGUGAUCAAGGAUUACCCGGUUCGCCAGGUUUACCAGGUCAAAGCGGAUAUCCUGGACAAAAAGGUUAUCCAGGUCAAGUUGGUUUAGUUGGACGUCCAGGUAACCCAGGUUCAUUAGGUGCUCGCGGUACGGUUGGUGAUGUUGGUCUCAAUGGAGCACCUGGUUUACAUGGUACACCCGGCCCACCAGGUAUUGCUGGUCCUCGCGGUCCUCAAGGUGAUGCUGGCGAAGGCUCAUUCAUUUUUGCACGACAUAGUCAAGAUACUACUACACCGCAAUGUCCACAUCGAACACUCAAGUUACAAGAUGGUGGCUACUCAUUUAUGGGUAUGCAAGGCGACACAUAUGCUGCACAUCAAGAUCUCGGCUCCUCGGGUAGUUGUUUACGUCGCUUCAGUGCAAUGCCAUUCUUGUUUUGUGAUAUUGGUAAUGCAUGCCAUUAUGCAUCUCGUAAUGAUUAUUCAUAUUGGUUAUCGACAAAUGAACCCAUGUCUGCCAGUAUGUCACCAUUUGAAGCACGCGAUAUACCAAACCAUCUCAGUCGUUGCGUUGUUUGCGAAUCACCUACACCAGUGUUCGCAAUUCACAGUCAAUCUCAACGGGUUCCAACGUGUCCCGAUGGAUACGAUCUUUUAUGGUCUGGCUACAGUUUUGUCUUUACAUCAGCUGAUGGCGGCCGGGGUGAUCAACAAAGCUUACAAUCACCUGGCUCAUGUCUCGAGAAAUAUCACGAUCGACCAUAUUUUCAUUGCAAAGAUCAUUCACACUGCAACUACUAUCCAAACAUGAUGACAUUUUACCUUGCUACUCUCGAUGAUUACACUGGUUUUGAAAAACCCAAAGUCCGCACAUUAAAAGCUGGUACACAACGGCAAUAUGUUAGUCGAUGUGCAGUCUGUCACGCAAACUUAUUUAAGCAAACAGCAAGUGGACCAUCAGCAUUUUUCGCCCAAGUGAAGAAACUCUAA
Adineta ricciae is the source of this 5406-nucleotide messenger RNA. NCBI's taxonomy places the organism in Eukaryota, Metazoa, Rotifera, Eurotatoria, Adinetida, Adinetidae. The record is from the annotation of a GenBank genome assembly.